GUCAAUGUGGCCAGUGUGAUGGGCCGCGUCUCCUGUUUCGGCGGCGGGUACUGCAUCUCCAAGUUCGGCGUGGAGGCUUUCUCCGACAGCCUCAGGCUUGAGAUGCGCAACUUCGGGGUGAAGGUCAGUGUGAUCGAGCCAGGCUACUUCAACACGAUGAUCACCAACGUCGAGAACCUGGAGAGAAAUUUUCUUUCUACCUGGGAGAAGCUUCCAGAGGAAAUCCAAACAAGUUAUGGGGAGAGUUACUUGAAGCAGUUUGUGGCAUCACUGAAGAUAAUGCAGAAGAGCUACAACUCCGACCUGUCUCUGGUCACGAACUGCAUGGAGCACGCACUGACCAGCCUCCACCCCCGUGCCCGCUACUCGGCCGGCUGGGACGCCAAGCUGCUCUACAUCCCCCUCAGCUACCUGCCCUCGGCCCUCACAGACGCCGUGUUCACCCUGUUCUACCCCAAAUCCACGGGGAAAGCCUAAGGCAGGGAUGCCAGGCUGAGGCACUGCGAUGCCUGAGGCAGGGCCUGGUGACGUGCGGUGGGAUCUGGCGGCGCAAGGUGAGAUCCGACAUCGCCCGAGGCCAUGCUGAGGUCCCCGAGUUUGUUCCCUGCCCACAGGCAGCUUUGUCCUGAAUAAAGACUCCCCCUUAC
This is a messenger RNA of Corapipo altera (White-ruffed manakin), 647 nucleotides long. RefSeq names its product retinol dehydrogenase 16-like. The transcript has 3 exons. NCBI's taxonomy places the organism in Eukaryota, Metazoa, Chordata, Aves, Passeriformes, Pipridae. The record is from RefSeq and is a predicted model, not a curated record. Bases 19 to 477 code for a protein of 152 amino acids.